ACCAAAGAGAAAUGUCAACAAACUUUUGAAUUUUACGUUUUAUUUAUUUAUCUUUCGCCCAAUUCAAUCGAAAAUAUGGACUGAAAAUAUUCAAAAGCUAGAGUCUGUUUUUACAUGAUGAUGUGAUUCAUAUAACUGUAAAACUUCAAAUGGGUCCUGUAAAGUCGAAACCAAAGCGAGUAGCUGCAUACAAGCACAAUGAGACAUCGAUGUUUACAAAUGCACUUGAAACUAAGGAGUUUUCCCUAGUACACGACGAUAGAGUAUCUUGCGUGGCUGCAUACAAACCUGGAUGGUGUGUUUCUGGUAGUACAGAUUGUACCGUUGGUGUUUUCAACUUUGAUGAUGGAAAACUUUGUACCAGAUGGAAAGCACAUGAAAAAGAUAUAACCAAGGUACAUUGUGGUUGUAAUCAUGGCCAGAAUACCAUCUUCACUUCAUCUAGAGAUAAAACUAUCAAAUCCUGGUUAAUUGAUGAAAACAAUUCUCCACAAUUACAAUGUGUUUAUCAUGGUCAUGAACUAGUCACCACCACCAUACAUACAAACUCAGAUUGUUCACUGUUGUGUUCUGGAUCACGAGAUAAUAGUUUGAGAAUUUGGGAUGUGGAAAGAGCACAAUGUUUGAAAAUGAGCAUGAUCACUAGAAAUUUAAUAACAAGCUUAAAAUGGUUUCCAAAAGAUGAUCUAAUAGCACAAACUGGAGAAGAUAAAAUGCUAAGGAUUUGGGACAGUCGUUCUGUCGAUGUCGCUUACACAUUUCCACCUAAGCAGUAUUUCGGGACUUGUUGUGAUGUUUCAACUGAUGGUUUCUAUAUUUUGACGUCGUCCAUUGGUUUCAACGGAAGUGGCUGUGAAGUUAUACUGUGGGAUGUUAGAGGGAAACGACAGCUGUAUUCAUAUCUUGGUCACCAACAAACUGUUUCUAGUUGUUGCUUUUUACCAAGAAAUACAGACAUAACAUCAUUACCUUUACUUGUGAGUGUGUCACAUGAUUCAAUAUUAAGAGUAUGGAACCAGGAAAGUCAGAAAUGCUUAGUGGAAGAAAAUUUAGUCGCAGGACCUCUUACUGAUAUUGCCCUGUGGAAUGAUGGAAGGUUCUGCAUUUCCAGUUAUGACUGUGGUAUAUAUCAAUUGAACCUUUCCUACGACAACAAAAUAGGAAUAAAGAUUUCUUGUCAGACGCAUUUCUGAACACGUGACAUUACCGUUAAAUUAUUUUAGCACUAGACUAGUUAGGUGGUUUAUAAAUGUGUUUAAAUCAUAUGAACAAAUUAAUCGUACAUGAAAUUUAUACAUAUAUCUGAA
Molecule: messenger RNA, 1307 nt
Organism: Xenia sp. Carnegie-2017
Lineage: Eukaryota; Metazoa; Cnidaria; Anthozoa; Malacalcyonacea; Xeniidae
Product: WD repeat-containing protein 31-like
Exons: 10
Coding region: 150-1193 (347 amino acids)
Molecular function (GO): protein binding
Source: RefSeq, a predicted model, not a curated record